This is a messenger RNA of Debaryomyces hansenii CBS767, 1683 nucleotides long. It is a transcript of the gene VAC8, whose product is annotated as protein anchor. NCBI's taxonomy places the organism in Eukaryota, Fungi, Ascomycota, Pichiomycetes, Serinales, Debaryomycetaceae. Gene Ontology annotation, biological process: vacuole inheritance; nucleus-vacuole junction assembly. Gene Ontology annotation, molecular function: protein-membrane adaptor activity; protein binding. Gene Ontology annotation, cellular component: fungal-type vacuole membrane. The record is from RefSeq and is a predicted model, not a curated record. The transcript has a single exon. The coding region runs from base 1 to 1683 and encodes 560 amino acids.
AUGGGAGCUUGUUGCAGUUGCUUAUGCUCACGCAAUAGAGAUUCGAAAUAUCCACCGCUUUUGUUAGCUGAAAAUGAAAGGGAAGCAAUUUCGGCGCUAUUACAGUAUUUGGAGAAUCGGUCAGAUGUGGAUUUUUUCAGUAACGGGCCAUUAAGAGCACUCAGCACUCUAGUAUAUUCAGAGAAUAUCGACUUACAAAGAAGUGCUGCGUUGGCGUUUGCAGAAAUCACCGAGAAGGAUGUUAGAGAGGUAAACCGGGAUGUCCUUGAGCCCAUUUUAAUUCUUUUACAAAGUGCAGACUCCGAAGUUCAAAGAGCUGCCUGUGGUGCCUUGGGUAACUUGGCUGUGAAUAAUGAAAACAAAAUAUUGAUUGUCGAAAUGGGUGGAUUAGAACCAUUGAUAAGACAAAUGAUGUCCACUAAUAUUGAAGUACAGUGCAAUGCAGUUGGAUGCAUAACUAAUUUAGCAACGCAAGAUGACAACAAAACUAAGAUAGCAAAAAGUGGUGCUUUAAUUCCGUUGGCUAAGUUGGCGAAAUCAAAAGAUAUUAGAGUUCAACGUAAUGCUACUGGCGCUUUAUUGAACAUGACCCACUCAGGGGAGAAUAGACAAGAGUUGGUCAACGCUGGAGCAGUUCCUGUAUUGGUAUCUCUCUUAUCGAAUGAGGAUGCUGAUGUCCAGUAUUACUGUACUACGGCUUUAUCCAAUAUUGCUGUUGAUGAAAUGAACCGUAAGAAAUUGUCAACUACUGAACCUAAAUUAGUUAGCCAAUUAGUUAAUUUAAUGGAUUCUCCAUCCCCAAGAGUCCAAUGUCAAGCAACAUUAGCGUUAAGAAAUUUGGCGUCGGAUUCAGGCUAUCAAGUUGAAAUAGUAAGAGCAGGUGGUUUACCACACUUGGUACAACUAUUAACAUGCAAUCAUCAACCACUAGUCCUUGCAGCAGUUGCAUGUAUUAGAAACAUAUCUAUCCAUCCUUUGAAUGAAGCUUUAAUCAUUGAUGCAGGCUUUUUGAAGCCAUUGGUUGGUUUGUUGGAUUUCAAUGAUCUGGAAGAAAUUCAAUGCCAUGCAGUUUCAACUUUAAGAAAUUUGGCCGCUUCAAGUGAGAGAAAUAGAUUAGCGUUAUUAGCUGCAGGAGCUGUUGACAAAUGUAAGGAAUUAGUAUUAAAGGUGCCACUUUCUGUACAGCUGGAGAUCCUGGCUUGUUUCGCUAUAUUGGCUUUAGCUGAUGACUUGAAGCCUAAGCUUUAUGAAAGCCACAUUAUUGAUGUUUUGAUUCCUUUAACUUUCAGCGAGAAUGGUGAGGUAUGUGGAAAUUCUGCAGCAGCAUUAGCCAAUCUUUGUUCUAGAGUUUCUAGUGAACAUAAGCAAUAUAUCUUUAAGAAUUGGUCAGAGCCAAACGAAGGUAUUUACGGAUUUUUAUUAAGAUUUUUACAAAGCGGUAGUGCCACCUUCGAGCAUAUUGCGUUGUGGACAAUUUUGCAGUUAUUAGAAUCCAAUAAUACAGAAAUCAACUCGUUAAUAAAGGAAAAUGAAUCUAUUUUAUCAGGAAUAAAGAAUUUAAGUGCUUCUCAACAACAAACACAGCAAAGCCAAGUGAACAAUCCUGACCUGAGUGAUCAAUUCGAUGAUCCAAAAGUUGAAUUAUUUAAUUUAACACAACAAAUUCUACAAAUUUUAGGUUGA